CCAACUUGUUAUUUAUCCCUGGACAGGCGCUACGUUGCAAGUUCCUGCAGAGGGAAGACAUCUCCGCGUCUCUUCAGCUCUCUAGAAUAUCCCGAGCUUCUCUUCGACUCCUUCCUGUCCUUCCUCCUCCAUGCUCCACGUCCCAAUGCGCGAGCACAGCACCUUGGACACCACCAAGGCCAUCAUCCUGGUCGGUGGUCCGUCGAGAGGCACUCGAUUCAGGCCAUUAUCGUUGGAUGUGCCAAAGCCCCUGUUCGAAGUCGCCGGUCACCCCAUCAUCUAUCACUCCCUCAAAGCUCUUGCCAAGGUUCCUGGCUUGCGCGAAGUCAUCCUGGUCGGCUACUACGACGAAUCGGUGUUCCGCGACUUCAUCAAGCAGUCCGCGACGGAUUUCCCCCAAUUCCGGAUUCAGUACCUGCGCGAAUACACAGCUUUGGGCACGGCAGGGGGCCUGUACCACUUCCGCGAUGCCAUUCUCAAGGGAAAGCCAGAGCGCAUCUUCGUCCUGAACGCAGACGUGUGCUGCUCGUUCCCUCUGGGUGAGAUGUUGAAGCUGUUCGAGGAGAAGAAUGCGGAAGCCGUCAUCCUGGGAACCAGAGUCAACAACGAUGCUGCCACCAACUUCGGCUGCAUCGUGUCUGACGCGCACACCAAGCGUGUCCUGCACUACGUCGAGAAGCCGGAAUCGCAUAUCUCCAAUCUCAUCAACUGCGGCGUCUACCUCUUCUCCGCCGACUGCAUAUUCCCGUCCAUCCGCGUCGCGCUCAAGCGCCGCGCCACUCGACCCCGUCUAGUCUCGUACCCUUCGUCCGAAGAUAUUGACUUCUCCUACAUCGGUGCCGAUGACGACGAGACGGAGCGAAGCGACUCCCUCCGUCUCGAGCAGGACAUCCUCUCCGACCUGGCUGAUAGCAACCGUUUCUUCGUCCUGGAGACCAAGGACUUCUGGCGCCAGAUCAAGACCGCCGGGUCUGCCGUCCCCGCCAACGCUCUCUACCUGCAAAAGGCCUUCCAGGCACAAUCGGAGGAACUCAUCCCUCCCUCCGCUACCAUCGUACCCCCCGUCUACAUCCACCCCAGCGCGACUGUCGACAAGACCGCCAAACUCGGCCCGAAUGUCUCCAUCGGCCCCCGUGCCGUGGUGGGCGCAGGAACACGCAUCAAGGAUUCCAUCGUCCUGGAGGAUGUGGAGAUCAAACACGAUGCGUGCGUCAUGCAUUCGAUCAUUGGAUGGGGCAGUCGUGUCGGUGCCUGGGCUCGUGUCGAGGGCACCCCGAUCCCCAUGACGAGCCAUUCAACCAGUAUCGUGAAGCAUGGCAUUAAGGUGCAGAGUAUUACCAUUCUGGGCAAGGAGUGUCAUGUCGGCGACGAGGUGCGGGUACAGAACUGCGUUUGUCUUCCGUAUAAGGAGUUAAAGAGGGAUGUUUCCAAUGAGGUGAUCAUGUAAAAGUCUGUUGCGUUUGAGGCAUCUAAUCUACUCUUUCUAGCUUAUCACAAUCCAUGUCACUAAUCUAAUUUAAAGAACUUGGAGUAUGUAUGGGAUGCGUUUCUAUGAUAAUCAUUGGGGAAAUAUAUUAUACUUUCACCAUGCUCUUCCAUAUAGCAAAAGGCUCAACUCUAAUCCAUACAAUGGUGAAUAAGAAAAAGCCAUCUAUUCGACGAUAGAUUGAGCAAUGCCCAUCCAAGUUAUGCAUUUAAAAAAAGCCAUCGAUAUCCAUAGUACCAAGCACGUGAAAACAUUGAACAAUGACAUCAGCGCAAUACACAGAUGAAAAAAGACCAAAAGCCCCCAAAAGAAAUCUAUAUUCAUUCAACAAAUCAUAGCUCAAUAAUGAUUCGAACCCGGAACCAGCCUGCUCGCUUCAGAAGAAUGACCAUAUUCACCGUAAUACGACUCGCUAUCCCCCGUAUCCGUACGGACAUGCCCACGACCACGACCGCGAGAACCAGCAUUGGAAUAUGAAACAGUCGCAUCGUAAUACUCCGCCGCUUCCCCGGCAUGAUGUCUCUCCGCAAGAUCAACGGUAUUAUACGGUUCCGCAGUGUGAUACGCCGGCGGUGGAGUCACUCUGGAGGGCUGGGCAUUAUGCUGCGCUGGAAGCGGCGAAAGUCUGUGAUACAGAUCCCCAUCAGAAAUAAGUGAGUUAUCGCUUUGCUCAUCGGGCUUGACAUCGCCGACAGACAUGCGGCCGUACUUCCCGCGAUGGGUCUCGCGGUUACGGGCGAUGACGUCGAGGAAGGCCGCGGUGAGAUGGCCCACGACGGCGAGAGCGGUGAAAGCAAACAGAGCCUUGUAGGUGCGACAGAUCCUGAUUCCGGUUGAUGUGCCCCAGUAUGCGGUCGUGCAGGAGGUCAUGAUGGUGUUGGCCAUGGCAUAGCUGAGAAGGCCUAGACAGAUGGCCCAGAGGACGAAGAGGAUGGAGUUGAGGGUGAGAGAGAAGCGGGGGUUGAGGCCAUGAGCGCAAUAGAGGAGAGUCGUGAGAGUGAUCUCUAUGAUGGAAAGGGCAGAGGCAGCGAUUUGCUUGUCUCUUGUUAGAUUUCAUUCUCUCUCUUUUUUGAGGUUCCGUUUCCCCGAGUACUCACCACGACAAACGGCCAGGGAAGGCUCAACGACUUGCUAUGCAGUUGCACGAUAAAGACGAUAAGGAUGAGGACGACAACAAUGGCGGACAGGAGGAUGAGCAGGCGAACGGCAUGGAAAGGAAACGGAGAGUAGAAAGACGGUUUUACUGAUCGUGGUCGCAUGGUGAGACUUGACGAUGACGAUGAUGAUGGUGAUUAUGGUGUCUCCGUCGGUGGAGCGAGUGGUAGACAAUGACUUCGUAUGAUAUCCAGGAGUUAUGAAGCCAUCUAGAUAUCACUGCCAGCAAGGAAAACAGAGCGGCACAGAAAGACAAGGAUCUGUCUGACUUGUUGCUGCCGAUCCAAGAAUAACAUAACCG
Molecule: messenger RNA, 2942 nt
Organism: Monascus purpureus
Lineage: Eukaryota; Fungi; Ascomycota; Eurotiomycetes; Eurotiales; Aspergillaceae
Source: the annotation of a GenBank genome assembly